AUGAGGAUGAUCAACUAUAAUUCUGCAUCGUACUUACAUUUUGAGGAAUUUGGUGGUCUAAUUGAAAAAAUGGCAAUAAAUCUAUGGAACUGGACAGUUGCAAAGCAAGCAGAUUGCACUGUAAGUGAUGAACAGAAGGCUAAAGCACGUCAUGUGGCUUGCAAGUUGUUAUCUAUGUGUGACAAUUCGAUGGCUACAGAAGACACUCUUCGAAGACAGAUUUACAUGGAAAUUAAAGCAGGGAAAGCCUGGAUAGAUACUGGAAAUGCUGUGAUGUCUGAUGAAUUUUUUGAAGCUGCCAUUGUAGAUCUGGAGCAGUUAUAUGCCAAAUUAGUUAACUGGAGCUACACUGAAGUCCAUACCAUCAUUCAAAAGUUUGCUGUAGAGAAGGACCUCUUCAAAGUCUAUUCUUACCAAGCAGAGUCAGCCUUUGCUCAAGGAAAUUUUCAGAGAGCAUCGACAUAUGCGUUGCGUUGUAAAGAUAUGCUGUAUAGGUUCCCCAAGUUGGUGAGUUCACUUCAUGUUCUGUGCUACAAUUUUGGAGUGGAAAUGAACAAACAAGGCAAAUUUCAAGAGAGUUCUUUCUGGCUUAGACAAAGCUUUGAUAUUGGGAAGAUGAAUAGAAGUCCUGCUAAAUCUGAAAUGAAUGCUAAAGUUCUACGUUUACUAGCUACCAAUUAUUUGGAAUGGGAUUACAGAGAACAUUUUGAUAAGGCUGUCACUGCUUUAGCCCUGGCAAAUAAGGAGCAUUUACAUCCAGCUGGGCUUUGCUUAAAGAUGAAACUCCUCCUGAAAGGCGAAGCACCUAAUGAAGAACUCCUUAAAGUUGUCAAGGAAAUACAGUGUAUUGACAUGCCUUUGGACAUGUGUGUGAAUGUUGCCAGACUGCUGAUGGAUCAUGACAGAGAAUCCAUUGGGUUUCACUUCCUGGAGAUUGUCUGUGAAAAAUUUAAAUCAUCAGAAAAUUCUGCAAGAGCUCUACUGUUCUACGCUGAUAUACUUUUAGAAAGGAAGGAAGAACUGCAAGCCACAGAGAAGAUUGAAGAAAUUGUCAUGGAUCACCAAGCAGGAAGGAAACUGCCAUUAGACUUAAUAACCAUAUUACAAGACAUUCUGUGGAAAAAAGCUGCCAGAAGUUUUGAGGCGCAAGAUUACGAAGAUGCCCUCCAUUGGUUUAAUUAUUCUCUGGAGAUUUAUGAAUCUGAUAAAACGGAUCUGGACGUGGCCAGACUGCAGAGAAACAUGGCUUCCUGUUACAUGCGGUUGAACCAAUAUGAAAAGGCCAACAGGGCGAUGAUGGAAGCUGAACUACACGAUCCUCAAAACAUUUCCACUCAGCUUCAUGUAUUCAAGGUUUCGGUUUUGGAGGGAGAUUGUGACAGAGCUUUUCUGGCAAUUGAGAAUUUAAAGUGCUUAUUAGCAGCAGAGACACCAGAUAAUGAUCUAGACCAAAAUGCAGGUAACUCGGCCCUGAGUUCAGCUGCCCAAUUUGCUCUUGAGCAUGGACAACAGUUUGUGGCAGUAAAGGCUUUGGAAUAUUUGGCCCACUAUUCAGAAGACCCACAACAAGUAAUUACAUCUUUAAAGUGUUUGUUUCGUAUUGUUGUUCCAUAUGUCUCUGAACUAUCAGAUCCUGAAGCUAAAAAGAAGGAAAUGGAUAGACUUUUGGCUUGCCUGAAUAGAGCACUUGUGAAGAUUGCUCAGUAUUUUCGUGAUGGAAUCUCAACUUUGAAUACAAGAAUCAAUGAAGCUCACUGGUUUCGGAAAAUAGCUUGGAAUUUAGCUGUGCAAACUGAUCUUGACUCAGUGACAAUGAGAGAAUUAUUCGUGCUUUCUUACAGGCUGUCCCUGUUUUGUCCUUCUGAUCAAGUAAUUCUGAUUGCACAGAAAACAUGUUUAGUGAUGGCAAUUUCACUUGAUCUAGAAGAAGGAAGACAAACUCCAGUAACUUCUGAACAGAUCAGAUUUUUGGCACGUGCAACUGAGCUGCUCGAUCCAUGCAGAAAAUCCUGGAAUCUCCUGAAACAAACAGGGGAUUUCUCAAAUGAUCCAUGUGAGACGUUGCUUCUGCUGUAUGAGUUUGAAAUUAAAACCAAAAUGAAUGACCCAUCACUGGACAGCUUCAUGGAAGUCCUGUGGGAGAUACCUAAUUUGGAAAGUAGAACAUAUGAAAUAAUUGCAUCCUUAGCGGUGGAAAAACCUGCGUUCUAUCCUUCCAUAGCAAUCAAGGCCUUGAAAAGGGCUUUCGCACUUCGCAAGAGGGAAGAAUCAGUUGAUGUUGUAAAAUACAGCACGUGUGUGCACAACUUGAUUCACCUCUUAGUGCCAGAGGGGACAACGAGACUUGAGUUCCUUCUCAUGGAAGAAAUUUGGAACUAUUUUGAAGACGCUCUGAGAAUUAUGAGCACUACUAGUGACUACCCGGAAGAGGAGGUUUUCUGGUUGAUGAACAAGUCCUGGAAAAUUGGGAUACGUAUGUUUAAAAAGAAGAAAUAUCUGAGUUCUGAGAAAUGGUGCACCCUGGCUAUGCGUUUUAUUGACCACCUUGGCUCCCUCAAGGAAAACCAUGAAGCUCAGAUGAAUGUAAUGUAUGCUGAGAUGAUGCAAGCAUUGGAGCAAAGGUCGGACACCAUUUUCAAUGAGCGAAUUGUAAAGAAGCAUGUUUUCAGUGAAGAGUAAGGACUACUGGAGCAAGCCAUGGGAGCAAGCAGGCUUGUCAGCUUCUUGACACUAGGUAGUAUUAAGAAGUUGAAUGUUUACAUUUUUGCCAGACUUUCUCUUUGAGUCUUUGUUUCCAUUUUUUUUCAGAUAUUAUUUUCAUGUUGUUAAUUUUCAAAAAUAAAAGCAUUUGGAGUUUGACUUCA
Ochotona curzoniae (black-lipped pika) is the source of this 2864-nucleotide messenger RNA. It is a transcript of the gene TEX11, whose product is annotated as testis expressed 11. Gene Ontology annotation, molecular function: protein binding. The coding region runs from base 1 to 2679 and encodes 892 amino acids. Lineage: Eukaryota; Metazoa; Chordata; Mammalia; Lagomorpha; Ochotonidae. Gene Ontology annotation, cellular component: central element. Gene Ontology annotation, biological process: meiotic cell cycle; synaptonemal complex assembly; reciprocal meiotic recombination. The transcript has 28 exons. The record is from RefSeq and is a predicted model, not a curated record.